Blepharisma stoltei is the source of this 303-nucleotide messenger RNA. NCBI's taxonomy places the organism in Eukaryota, Ciliophora, Heterotrichea, Heterotrichida, Blepharismidae. The record is from the annotation of a GenBank genome assembly.
AUGAAAGGAGAAAGAGUUGUCUGCACUGUUCAAGGAUGUCACCGCAGUUAUAGCACCCAGGCUAAUUUGGAAAAGCAUUAUGAAGCAGAGCAUGGCAGCGUAAGACGAUAUCAAUGUGAAAUUUGCAAGCAUUAUUUAUCAUCUAAGCAGAAUCUCAAUGAACACUUGCUUAAGCAUACAGGAGAGAAACCUUUUGUCUGUAAAGUCCUCGGUUGUGGGAAAAGCUUCAGGCAAGGGAGCCAACUCUCUUUGCAUAAUAAAAUGCAUCGAGAAGUUGAAAUGAGGCUGAAAGACUUGAAGUAG